Aspergillus puulaauensis is the source of this 999-nucleotide messenger RNA. RefSeq names its product SANT/Myb-like DNA-binding domain-containing protein. The coding region runs from base 1 to 999 and encodes 332 amino acids. NCBI's taxonomy places the organism in Eukaryota, Fungi, Ascomycota, Eurotiomycetes, Eurotiales, Aspergillaceae. The transcript is spliced from 2 exons. The record is from RefSeq and is a predicted model, not a curated record.
AUGUCCGCGACGCUGGCGGAUCCGUACCGAGACUAUGCCAUUGACUACUCUCAACAUGCUAGCUGCAAACCUGAGGAACAUGAAGGCACGCUCGUCUAUCACUCCCAGCAGCCGCACAUUCAGCACGCGAAACAGGCAGACACUUCGUUCACAUCUGGAAACUCGCACGGCGCAGCGUUCGAGCAGCACCAUGCGAAUGCGACCGUGCUUCCAACCGCGACACCACAAUCCGCAGUUCCCGAUAUCUCGCAAGCAGUUGUCCUCAACCAGGCUCAAAUGCUACCCCGUCAGCUUCCGGUGCAGUACACCACUGCCAACUUUGACAUCGCGUCGUCCGUUCAGCGUGGCAAGAAGAGGCCUCAUUCCGAAACCGAGCCAGAGGGUGGUAACACAGACCAUGGAAUCAGACAGUUACCAGUCCUUCCACCAGAUGCGCCCUCCGAAGCAACCCAUUCUCCCGAAAUGCUCUUCUCCGUGCAUGGAGAUUCCUCACAGCACCAUCACCCAAUGUCAGGCCACGGCUUCGGGCCAACAGACCAUAUGGGCCUACCGCAACAUCACCACCACCACCAUCUCCCUCCUCACACCUCGAUUCGCGCUGCAGAGCGCCAGGGUAUGAAUAUAGAGACAUCGCCUCUGCCGUCUGGCCCACCGAGUGUCGUGGGUCAACCGGGGAUGCCUGAACCGGCACCUCGACCGCGCGGCCCCAAACUCAAGUUUACUCCGGAGGAAGAUGCUUUAUUGGUUGAAUUAAAAGAAAAUAAAAACUUGACUUGGAAGCAAAUAGCCGACUUUUUCCCUGGUCGAACAAGCGGCACGUUGCAGGUCCGUUAUUGCACCAAACUGAAGGCGAAGGAUGUGGCUUGGAGUGAUGAAAUGGUGCAACGACUGCGGCGGGCUAUCCAAGAGUACGAAAACGAUCGCUGGCGUAUAAUUGCUGGAAAGGUUGGCAAUGGUUUUACGCCUGCGGCUUGUCGAGAAAGAGCAACACAGCUCUAA